CUUAUCCCUCGUCUGCGUCGCACAGGGCGAAGGUCACCAUUUGGACAUCGUGCAGAGUAUCGUGACCAGUCCGGUAUAGUAGUCCCCGGCGCAUUUAUUGAUAAAGCAGUCAACAAGUCACGACAUCCUCGGGGGCAUUGCUUGAAAUCUCAAGUUCCGAGUCAAAAUGGGUCAAAAUUGGUAUAUAGUCAAUGUUGACCGCCGAGAGACGGGACUCGGAGGCGGGGCCAAGCUGGGCGAAUUCUUCUUUGAUGACAUGAGGGAUCUCUACGACUCUCUCCGCUAUCCCUAUCUGCCCAAGGACGUUGACAAGUGGCUGUCGCGUGGUUCUUUCGCUCUGCAGCCUGGACCCCUGGGCAAAUUGUCGAGGGAAUUGCUGGACACAAUAUUCGAGGCGCUGCUUGAAGUUACUGAAGAUGACGAGUCGCCGCCACUAUUCCACCUAGUCUUGCUCUCAGUCACGUGCAAAAUGCUGCUCUCCGUCGGCAAGAGUCACAUCCUGCGCCAGCUCAUCUCCAUACAUGCCCGGGCUGCCAACUGCCGCCUGGUCUGCAUCGGAGAAUAUGCCGACGGGGAAGAACAAGCGCCGCCCGGCAUGCUCACCGCCGCGGAAAGCGAGGAAAUUGCGACUACUCCACAGGAGUGGGAAGAAGACGACGGCGAGGACGGACCCGACGCUGCGACCAGGGAAUCGCGCACUUUUGCUGUCUUCGCCAUCAAUGGAUAUGAUCAGGUUACAGAACUCCUCGGGGAGUUCAAUCAGUUCCACACGCACCUUUCUUGCGAAAUAAGCACUGCACAUUGGGAAUUGAAGGCGGCCCCGGACCCACAGCGUACUCUCGAGCUCAAGAUGAUCUGGAAACUCGUCGGGCUCGACACCUACAGACCCAUCUACCCAGGCGGGCCGAACAUCCUCUGCAACCUCUCCAAGAGUGAGUUCGUCCGCGAGGACACGCUGGUCAAGUUGAUGCGUGGCUGGCAUCGCGUCACACUUGCGCAUGCUUUGCUAUCUCGAAUUUGCUGGUCGACGGAACCGGGCAUCUCGAUGAUGUGUGGGGAGAAGUACCGUGACAGCCUUGUCCAGGGGCCAUGGGCUGGAGACAGGUUCCGCAUAGUCAGCGCUGACAGCAUGCCGGCGCCGAAGGUGGGGACGGACUGGAAGGACGUGACGAAGGAUGUGAACAGGCUGUUGCGUCACCUCUGGAGACAUGAGAUGGAGGACGACACUGUCCACUCCGAUGAUGACGAGGAGAACAAAGAGGGUAACGAGGAGAGCGGAGAGGAUGGUGAGGAGAGCAGGCAGGAGGGCGAGGAGAGUGGAGAGGAGGGCGGAGAGGGAGAUUGCUAGAAUUGGGCUAUCUCAACCACUGAACCCACAGUACCUUAACUGCCUGCAUCGAAUAGCUUGCUCUCCAGGCUCACCUUGCAUGACAAUGUUCCAUGAUAUGACAACGCUACAUCAAUAUACAGUACCGCGUUGUCGUCCUGUUAGCUCGUUCUAUUCAUUCCACUGACGG
This is a messenger RNA of Dichomitus squalens LYAD-421 SS1, 1517 nucleotides long. RefSeq lists its product as uncharacterized. The coding region runs from base 167 to 1348 and encodes 393 amino acids. The record is from RefSeq and is a predicted model, not a curated record. NCBI's taxonomy places the organism in Eukaryota, Fungi, Basidiomycota, Agaricomycetes, Polyporales, Polyporaceae. The transcript has 4 exons.